This is a messenger RNA of Malania oleifera, 2007 nucleotides long. RefSeq names its product probable 26S proteasome non-ATPase regulatory subunit 3. The record is from RefSeq and is a predicted model, not a curated record. Gene Ontology annotation, molecular function: enzyme regulator activity. Gene Ontology annotation, cellular component: proteasome regulatory particle, lid subcomplex; proteasome complex. Gene Ontology annotation, biological process: regulation of protein catabolic process; ubiquitin-dependent protein catabolic process. The transcript is spliced from 9 exons. Bases 329 to 1792 code for a protein of 487 amino acids. NCBI's taxonomy places the organism in Eukaryota, Viridiplantae, Streptophyta, Magnoliopsida, Santalales, Ximeniaceae.
AAAAGGGGCCUUGGUUACCCCCCGCGCAUGUUAGAAACCUGAUGGCUAGUAAAUCUGGUUCACCUUAUUACUUGAACAGAAAGAAAAGAGAGCAGUGAUACGCACCAGAGAAGCUCGCUCCAAAGUCCAAAGUAUAAACCCUAGCUUUGCUCCCAUCGCACUCUACUCACAUUCAUCGUCGGAAAAUAAAGGAGAACAAAAGGAAAAUCUGAAGUUUAUAAACCCUCCCGUUUGAAGACUGGGAAUUUUUGAAGAUUACGAAUGUUCUUUUCGUUGUUUGUUUUUUUCUGACAGGAGAAACGGAUUCUUCUGAUAGAGAUCGUUCAGGAUGACCCAAGACGUGGAAAUGAAAGAUCAUCCUGCUCCUUCGAACUCUGUUUCUUCGACUGUCCCAUCGACCUUACAGCAUUUGAAGGAGAUAGCAGCGCUUAUUGAGUCGGGGUCUUAUGCCAAAGAAGUGCGUCGAAUUGUGCGUGCUGUGCGUCUCACAAUGGCAUUACGGAGGAAGUUGACAGCUCCAGUGCUUUCAGCUUUUCUCAAUUUUGCUCUUGUUCCAGGUUCUGAGGCUUAUACCCGGCUAUCUGUGUAUCUUCCCAAGGAAGAUGAGCAGGACAUGGAAGUUGAUACAGCAGCUUCUGCUGUUCAAGCUCCAGGGAAGCAUUUGCUGCCAGAGCUUGAGAUAUACUGCCACUUGCUUGUGCUACUUUUUCUGAUUGACCAAAAAAAAUAUAAUGAGGCUAAAGCUUGUUCCUCUGCAAGCAUUGUUCGGCUUAAGAACCUAAACAGGAGAACUGUUGAUGUUUUAGCAUCCAGGCUGUACUUCUAUUACUCGUAUAGCUAUGAGCUCACAGGAAAUCUAGUUGAAAUUCGUGGCAAUCUCCUUGCCUUGCAUCGCAUUGCAACUUUACGCCAUGAUGAACUGGGCCAGGAAACACUUCUUAACUUGUUACUUCGUAAUUACCUCCAUUACAACCUCUAUGAUCAGGCAGAGAAACUGAGAUCGAAGGCGCCACGGUUUGAAGCACACUCAAAUCAGCAAUUCUGUAGAUACCUCUUUUAUCUUGGGAAGAUUCGAACAAUUCAGUUGGAGUACACUGAUGCGAAGGAGAGUCUCCUUCAGGCAGCUCGGAAAGCCCCUGUUGCUGCUCGAGGCUUCCGAAUCCAAUGUAAUAAGUGGGCUGUAAUAGUCCGUUUGUUGCUGGGGGAAAUACCAGAGAGGACAAUAUUUAUGCAGAAAGGAAUGGAGAAGGCUUUGAGGCCAUAUUUUGAGCUUACAAAUGCUGUUCGAAUCGGGGACUUGGAGCUGUUUAGGACGGUGGCAGAGAAGUUUUCUGACACAUUCAGUGCAGAUCGGACACACAAUCUUAUCGUUCGGUUGAGGCACAAUGUUAUUAGGACUGGGCUACGCAAUAUCAGCAUUUCCUACUCCCGCAUCUCCCUUGUUGAUGUUGCUGAAAAGUUGAGGUUGGAUUCUGAAAAUCCAGUUGCUGAUGCUGAGAGUAUUGUAGCGAAGGCUAUACACGAUGGUGCAAUCGAUGCCACGCUGGACCAUGCAAAUGGGUGCAUGCUAUCGAAGGAGACUGGCGACAUCUACUCCACGAACGAGCCUCAAAUUGCAUUCAACUCCCGGAUCGCGUUCUGCCUUAACAUGCACAAUGAAGCAGUUCGGGCACUGAGGUUCCCACCAAAUGCACACAAAGAGAAGGAAGGUGCUGAGAAGAGAAGAGAGAGGCAACAGCAGGAGCAGGAACUUGCGAAGCAUAUUGCAGAAGAGGAGGAAGAUGAUUUUUAAUAUAACAUGGUGUUCCAGGUUUUUUAGUUUUUGGUUGCCAAGUGAGCCUUUAUUUCAUUUUUUUUUUCUUCUAAAGAACUUCCAUAAUUUCUGCUUCGACCCUCUGCAAGGCUCUGUUUGAGUAUAUGUUUCUUUUUCAUAUAAUCAGGAUCACCAUCUUCUGUUGAAUCUUUCUUCCAAACCCAUGAUUGAUUGACAUUGUGUUCUUCGCUUAA